This is a messenger RNA of Thamnophis sirtalis, 2908 nucleotides long. RefSeq names its product ARF interacting protein 1 (gene ARFIP1). Gene Ontology annotation, molecular function: phospholipid binding; protein domain specific binding. Lineage: Eukaryota; Metazoa; Chordata; Lepidosauria; Squamata; Natricidae. Gene Ontology annotation, cellular component: trans-Golgi network membrane. The record is from RefSeq and is a predicted model, not a curated record. Gene Ontology annotation, biological process: regulation of Arp2/3 complex-mediated actin nucleation; intracellular protein transport.
GCGGUCUUCUAGAAGGGUCCCACUUGGGGAAAGAGCAAAGACGAUAGAGUUGAGACUUGAGCCGCCACUUCCGUCCACUCAGUUCCGAUCUCUGCCGGAGUUCUGGGCGAGAAAGGAUUAGAAAAAAAGGCGGAGGAAGACCGACCUAAGCUGAGUUUUCUCUGGCGCUGCCGGCAGAGAAGCAAGAAGGAGCGACGGUAUGUCAGAAUACAGCAAGAGUUCCCCAACAAUUGAUGAACUUCACCAGGCUCCAAAAGAAAUCCAGUCUGACUCUGAGGCGUGCUCAAUGGCUCAGGAAUCCCCCAAAACUUCAGCAGCAGAGAUUUCUGUGACAAGCAAUGGAGAAUUGGAAGACAUACAUGAGCUCGACUAUAACAGGGAGCUGAAGCGUUCUUUGCCAGCUGGACUUGGCUUGUCCGAAACACAGAUCACGUCUCAUGGCUUUGACAGUACCCAGGAAGGGGCUAUUGCAGUUGGACCUUUUCAAGGUCCCUCAUCAUUACCCAUGUCUCCUGUUAUAUCGCCUAGCAGUGCUGCAGCCUGCAGACUGGCUGGACAAGGGAAUGAUUUAGUUAUUCCCAAAGGCAAUCCAAGAAUGCAGCAGAAAAGUGGACCCGUUGUUCUAGCAGAGGAAGUAAAGAAUCCAGCUAUGGAAAAACUGGAGCUUGUAAGAAAAUGGAGUUUAAAUACAUACAAGUGUACUCGUCAAAUAAUCUCAGAGAAGCUGGGCCGGGGAUCACGAACCGUAGAUCUUGAGUUAGAAGCUCAAAUUGAAAUAUUGAGGGAUAACAAAAAGAAGUAUGAGAAUGUCUUGAAACUGGCGCAAACUCUAUCAACUCAACUUUCCCAGAUGGUGCAUACUCAAAGACAGCUUGGAGAGGCCUUUGCAGACUUAAGUUUGAAAUCAUUAGAACUCCAUGAGGAAUUUGGAUACAAUGCAGAUACACAGAAGCUACUUGCUAAAAAUGGUGAAACUCUGCUUGGCGCAAUUAAUUUUUUUAUAGCUAGUGUGAACACUUUGGUAAAUAAAACUAUUGAGGAUACUCUACUGACGGUGAAGCAGUAUGAAACUGCCAGGAUUGAAUAUGAUGCUUAUCGUACAGAUCUAGAAGAACUGAAUCUUGGCCCCCGUGAUGCUAAUACUUUGCCAAAGAUAGAGCAAUCACAACAACUAUUCCAAAUACAUAAAGAGAAAUAUGACAAAAUGCGCAGUGAUGUAUCAAUUAAAUUGAAAUUUUUAGAGGAAAAUAAGGUGAAGGUGCUGCACAAUCAACUUGUUCUGUUCCACAAUGCCAUUGCAGCCUAUUUUUCAGGAAAUCAAAAGCAGCUUGAACAGACCCUUAAACUAUUCCAUAUCAAAUUGAAAAUACCUGGAGUGGAUGCUCCUUCUUGGCUCGAAGAUCAGUAAUUGAACCACGCACAGAGAUCCAUUGUUUCAGCCCAGGAUCUUCUAUAUCCUGGAAGAAUCAAGAAGCUUUUCUAUAAGAAGGACUGUUUGUAGUGAUACUUGCACAAGCAGCUUUAAUUCCUCCCCCUCUCCAAUAAUGAAUACUAUAAUAAUUUGGCAGGGUGGAUGGGUGUAACCAAAUUAAUGUCAUUUCAGAAUCAAAAUAUUUUGUAUUUAAGGGUGAAUGGUUUUCUGUAGUAGGGAAGUAUAGAUUUGCACUGACAUAAAUAUUUGUGAUCUUUGGUAACCGUGGCAAGUAGAAGGUGAGAAAUUUUCCAAAAGAGAUGCUCAUGAUUUAUAUAUGAUAUUUUAUAUAAAUGUAUUAAACCUCUACAGAUUCUUUUUCAUAUAACUGUGUUCAAAAAGUAUUUUUUUAAAAAAACAUUAAGGCCUUUGAACAGCUUAAUCCACAAAAUCAGUGACUCACUGACAAUGUGGAUUUGCAAAAAAUAGACCAUUUUUACACCUAGAUCUUUUUAUUAUAUGAUUAGAAAACACUAGAGGUUGAGUUUCCAUUUUGAGCUGAAUCCAUUUUUUAUCAUUAUAAAGGAACCACUUAAGAAAGGAGUCUUAGUUGUACUACUUCAACGUUUAACUUUCUAUGAAAUCAUACCUUACUUGUCUUAAAUUCAAAAGUGCCUUGUGAAACACGCUUUCUCCUCUUCUAUACAAAAUAUAACAUCUUUACAAAACCCUUUCUAGAUUUAUGGUUUUUUUUAAAGAGACUAAGGCCAGUCUAGUUUGUGUUCUUCUGUUUGACUCGCAGACCAUGUCACUUGACAGGGACAUAGUCUGUUUUCGAAUCAGUAGCUAUUGCAAGUACAAGUUUGUUACUUUAUCAUAGCUAUUCAAAAUUUAUUGUUUUGGAGCAUCAUUGUUUGCACACUUUCUACUGCUUUUUCUGUUUAUACAAAUGAAGUACUUAAAAUAACUUAUCUCAGCUAAACGAAUUGUAUAAUUAUGUAUUAUAUGUUGAAACCAAUUAAGUUGCUUUUUAAAUGGUUUUGUUUCAAUCUUAAAGUAAAAUGUUUAUCAAGUAUACCGUAAAUCAUUCCUCAUUGCAUUCUUGUCCAUUAUGGUGGUUUUUUUGCCAGGUUAUUUCUUGAAGUAAAAUUGGUUGCUGUUUCCCAGAGUAUGGUUCAUUAUUAGCACUUAUUCACACCAAGAGAAAUUAGCACAAUACAUAUAUACCUAGAAGUAAAGUCUAUCUAGGGCAGGGCUGUCAAACUCUCGGCCCACAGGCCAGAUGUGUCACACGCUGCUCAUGCCCGGUUUAGCGAAUGGGGGAAAGUCACGAAACGUCACGUGAUGAUGCCGUGACAAUGCGAGUUUGACACCUCCCCCCCAAAUCUGGGGUCUUGCCUAAAACCAAAAAAAAUACUUUGUAGUUUGUUUCUUGUAACUAGAGAUUUAAUGCUUUGAUUUUUAUUAACACUGAAGAAUAAAGUAUCUUUUAUUGUU